Messenger RNA from Erinaceus europaeus (western European hedgehog), 3378 nucleotides. It is a transcript of the gene GPBP1L1, whose product is annotated as GC-rich promoter binding protein 1 like 1. Gene Ontology annotation, molecular function: DNA binding; RNA binding. Gene Ontology annotation, cellular component: nucleus. The transcript is spliced from 12 exons. Gene Ontology annotation, biological process: positive regulation of DNA-templated transcription; DNA-templated transcription. The record is from RefSeq and is a predicted model, not a curated record. NCBI's taxonomy places the organism in Eukaryota, Metazoa, Chordata, Mammalia, Eulipotyphla, Erinaceidae. Bases 1225 to 2646 code for a protein of 473 amino acids.
CUCUGCCCGCUCUGCCCCUCCUGGGCCGUGUGGGCCGGGCAGCCAUUUUGGGAAGAGCUUUGUUAUGGUUGUAGACUACCUACCUCUGCGGGAUCUGGAAGCUGAGGACGCUCCCCCAGACUCGGCAUCUGGUCCUUAACUGUAUCCCGCUGCUGCCCGCUCUAGAUUACUAUGGCCCUUUAAAUGAUUGAAUAAUGAUGGAAAUGGAUCUGAAAUUAUAAGUGUCUUCUCUGCUGAAGUAGAAGAUUCUUCAUAUCAUCUUCCAGUUACUCCAUUCACUCUUCAGAAAGGUGCAAGACCAAGUGAAAUACAGAAGACUGAAGGGAAGAAAGCUUAACUUUGGAGCUGUAGUUCUUUUUUGACUAUUUCAAUAACCCUUCCUUUCUACUGGUUUAAAUUUUGCUCUAAAUUUAGAGUGAAGACCAAAGAAAUAGAAGAUAUAUUUAGGAACUUUAUACCAAGGAAUUUGUCUCGAAAACUGCUUUUCUAUAGAGUGGAAACUAUACUGAGUUCUUGUUUGAUUUUUUUUCUUGUCUUAAACAAGAUUUCUUUAUCCUUAGAUUUUGAAGAAUAACACAACUACAUAGACAUCAGCACUAUUUUUUAGUGACUAUAAGAAUAAAGAGAGUUGUAAUUAAGGGCUUUGUUGUAUAAAUGUUUUGCUAUUGGAGUUAACUGCUCAGGAGAUUUUUUUGUAGCUAUUAAUAUUUUUGACCUAUCACUUUGAUGACGUUACAUGAAUCUGUCUGUCUCACUAUGACUUUGUUAUGAGACAGUGUUUGCACUGAUUGUGCAAAUGUCCAUGUAUUAUCUAUUUAAGCAAUAUCAUAGUGCCAUCACUGAAGGAAGUUGCAUGAGGUGAACGUAGACAUAGCUCUUUCCCCUUCCCCCCAUUUUUUAAAUGUAACAAAUACUUUUUAUGUUCCCCUUCCCCUCCCCCUUUCCCCUUUCCCCCUUUUUGGAAACAUAUUGGGAAAUAGAUAAUAUAAUAUAAGAUGAGCAGUUGAGGGAACUGAGAGCGAUCUACAUAGAGCCUGGCUUCUUUGUGCUUCAUCAUAAGGCUUGCUGCUGGCCAGCCUAAUUAAGCACUCUCAGUAAGAGCCUGACGGGAAAUUCAUCUAUCAGACACAAAGGAAUUCAGGAAACGGGACCACAGAGGUUACACUGGGAUCCUAGCCAUGAGGUUGGAUGCCUCACCUUGCUGAAAAGACACACUGGACCUAAAUGGCGCAACAUGACUUUGUUCCUGCUUGGCUAAAUUUCUCAACACCACAGUCUGCUAAGUCAUCUGCAACCACCUUUGAAAAACAAGGAGAACAACUAUCUAGAGAUGGCAGAUUUGGAGUAAGUCGACGUCGACAUAAUUCCACUGAUGGCUUUUUUAACAAUGGACCUCUACGAACUACAGGAGAUUCCUGGCACCAACCUUCCUUGUUCCGCCAUGAAUCUGUGGACUCUGGAGUCUGUAAGGGAGCAUAUGCUGGAAUUGCAGGGAACCUAUCUGGUUGGCAUGGCUCUUCCCGAGGUCAUGAUAGCAUGAACCAACGUAGUGGGGGUGGCAUAGGGAACCAUCGCCACUGGAAUGGCAGCUUUCACUCCCGGAAAGGUUGUGCCUUUCAGGAAAAGGCACCAGCAGACAUUAAGGAGGAAAAGAAAGAAGACAAGAUGGAGAAAUUGCAGUUUGAAGAGGAAGACUUUCCUUCUUUGAAUCCAGAAGCUGGCAAACAGAAUCAGCCAUGCAGACCUAUUGGGACCCCUUCUGGAGUGUGGGAAAACCCACCUAGUGCCAAGCAACCCUCCAAGAUGCUAGUCAUCAAAAAAGUUUCCAAAGAAGAUCCUGCUGCUGCCUUCUCUGCUGCAUUCACCUCAUCAGGAUCUCACCAUGCAAAUGGGAACAAGUCAUCAACCAUGGUUCCAAGUGUCUAUAAGAACCUGGUUCCUAAGCCUGCACCACCUCCUUCCAAGCCCAGUGCAUGGAAAGCUAAUAGAAUGGAACACAAAUCAGGAUCCUUUUCUUCAAAUCGGGAUUCUGCUUUUACAAGUCCAGUCUCUGUUACCAAACCAGUAGUACUGGCUGGUGGAACAAUUUUAAGUUCUCCCAAAGAGAGUCCCUCCAGCACCACUCCUCCAAUUGAGAUCAGCUCCUCUCGUCUGACCAAGUUGACUCGCCGUACUACCGACAGGAAAAGCGAGUUUCUAAAGACUCUGAAGGAUGACCAGAAUGGAGACUUCUCAGAGAACAGAGACUGUGACAAGCUGGAAGAUUUGGAGGGCAACAGCACACCUGAACCAAAGGAAAAUGGAGAGGAAGGCUGUCUUCAAAAUGGUCUUGCUCUGCCCAUAGAAGAGGAAGGGGAGGUCCUCUCACACUCACUGGAAGCAGAGCACAGGUUACUGAAAGCAAUGGGAUGGCAAGAAUAUCCUGAAAAUGAUGAGAAUUGCCUUCCCCUCACAGAGGAUGAACUCAAAGAGUUCCACAUGAAGACAGAGCAGCUGAAAAGGAAUGGCUUUGGGAAGAAUGGCUUCUUGCAAAGCCGCAGUUCCAGCCUCUUCUCCCCAUGGAGAAGCACUUGUAAAGCGGAAUUUGAGGAUUCAGACACAGAAACCAGUAGCAGUGAAACAUCAGAUGACGAUGCCUGGAAGUAGGCUUAUAAAUGCUCAGUUAAAUAUGACCUAGAAAACUCAAGUUGUGUAUUUAGGGAAUAUACAAAAGAAAAAAAAUCAUUCUUUUUCCUUUUCUUAAGUGGUUGUUGGUACUUCAUGCACAAGGGAAAUAAUCAUAUCCCAAAGAGUGAUCAGCUUGUUUAGCUUUUUUUCUUCUUUUCCCCUGUUACCUGCUUAAUAGAAGAUUGUGUGGUGGGAAAGAUUUUUUUAAAUACACACACAUACAGUAUCUAUGGGGCAAUGCACAGGUAGGAGCUGGUUAUGCAGAACAAGAGACACUGAUCUUCAGCAACAGCUUCUACUACCAGCCCUUGGGGCACUUACCCCUGUGCUCAAACAAUCAUUGUCAAUGACAAAGUGACUGUUGAAGUUAUAAUUGUAUUAAAUUAAUGCUAAUAAUUUGGAUAUUUUAUUUUAUUUUUGGCUGCUCGGGUAACAUUAGCCCUUAACCAAGCAUAUGUUUUUUUCUUUUUUUUUCCUCUUUUUCUUUUUGGGUACAACUGUAAAAUAUUUGGAUAUAGGAGAUGUGUUAUUCUUGCAGCCUUGAUAUUCAGGGUGUAUUGUAAAAUAUAAAUUUUUGUGAGAUUUCAAAGAUUAAGAUUAUUUUGAUAACAUUAUUUACAGAUUUAAAAGAUGUGGUUAUCACAAGUCUGUUGGGGGGGAACUACUGCAUAAAAUAACUAACUUGGAAUAAAUAUUUUGCAUCAGUUUGGA